Molecule: messenger RNA, 828 nt
Organism: Olea europaea var. sylvestris
Lineage: Eukaryota; Viridiplantae; Streptophyta; Magnoliopsida; Lamiales; Oleaceae
Product: lamin-like protein
Exons: 2
Coding region: 100-642 (180 amino acids)
Cellular component (GO): plasma membrane
Molecular function (GO): electron transfer activity
Source: RefSeq, a predicted model, not a curated record
UUAUAACUGUAAUCCAUGCGUGUCCCUUAACGUUCAUUAGCCAGUCAAGCACAGUCAAAAAGUAGCUACACACUCCAAAACCUACCGCACAAAUCAAUCAUGCCCACCUCACUGCCACCAUCUAUCCUCCGCCUCACCGCUACCGCCUCCGCCAUUCUCUUCGUCCUCCUCUACGCUUCCACCACGGUCUCCGCCACCGACCACAUUGUCGGCGCAAACAGAGGCUGGAACCUCGGUAUCAAUUACACUCUAUGGGCCAAUAACCACACCUUCUAUGUUGGUGACCUCAUAUCAUUUAGGUACCAGAAGACACAGUACAACGUAUAUGAAGUGAACCAAACAGGGUAUGAUAAUUGUACAACAGAAGGUGCAGUGGGGAAUUGGUCGAGUGGAAAGGACUUCAUUCCUCUCAAUAAGGCUAAGAGGUACUACUUUAUUUGUGGGACUGGUGGCUGCUUUAGUGGGAUGAAGGUUUCUGUUCUUGUUCAUCCUCUGCCCUCUCCGCCGCACUCAUCUUUGGCCGCCGAGCAUUCUUCCGAUACGUCGGCCUCCUCCGCCGUGUACGGUGGUGGAGUGGAGGUUAUAGGGGCUGUUUUGAGGAUGUUUGUGGUGGCAAUUUGGUGUGGAUCUGGGUGGAUCUAGUAGUGGUUUAGCUAGUGGGUUUGGGGAAAGUAUCACAGAGUGCCGGUUUGUUUGUUAACUGUAAGGAUCUUUUCCUUUUUUUUUUUUAUGGCUUGUUCAUUUGGAUUCUCCCACGGAUUUAACAAUGAAAGAUCCCAGGAGUGAAGCACGACAUUUUCAAUCGACUUCGAAUUCAUUUUGUUUGCA